AUGGAGCAGCAUGUAAGCGAAAUGAUAGAAGUCUACUUUCGACCACCAGCUCUUGGAGACAGUAACUGAAGUUCUUCUUACACACUGUGCUUAGGGGCGAAGCCUCAUCCUCUUAAUAAACCGACUUAUUUUCGACGCCUAACAUGGAGCCGGUUUUAGUUCCAUACUAUUAUAAUGAUCUGUGCGACGCGUCUGAAUUAAGGGUUGGCAAUUACCACUUCCUAAGCAUUCGCAUACUACUGCCAACGUCUAAGGACCACUAGAAACGCAGUAUUUGUGAUCUUCCACAGUAGAAGAUUGUUCCAAAUGUGUCUUCACAGAAUUCUGUGAUAUAUGGGAGAGAGUUCCGAGGAUCGCUAAUACUGAUCCGAUUGUUCUUUCCUAACCCUCACACCCGUCAACUCCCAGAGCAGAUAUUUGUGUUUACACGCCUUCGAAGUGCGAAAAGAUUAGACGGACCUAUUUCUACCAAAAUUUAUCAAAACGCAACACAGAUUUUCAUGACCUCCCAAAAGACCUUUAGGUGGUCUGUCUUUAGCUGCUUUCGAAUAGAGUAAUCGGACCGAAGCGCGAAGCAUUUUGGACUUUGCGACAGAAGAUUCUUAUGCGGUAUGCAUCUAUUUUCUCGUUUUGGUCAGUGGAGACCGCAAUGCGCCGUUUCUUCCCAAAGGCUCUGAAAAUCUUGAAAAGGGUCUCGGUCGCAUUAUUUGUUUCGCAACCCGUGCUUUUGUCGCUUCUAUCCAGCCUGAAACCAGCAUAUUCAAGAAAAGUAAUCAGCGCUUUUUCAGACACUACUAAAACCAGUCUGAAGGAUGUCCAAACUAAAAUAAGCAUGUUCUUAUCACGCUCUCGACAACGUAUUUAUGUUGCCUAUUAUUGUGAGUGUGAGGCUGAAACCGGGGCACCCUCAUAUAUCGGAGCGUUAAUUUGGUGCAGCAAAUGUCUCACUGGCAAACCGUCGUCUUGCUACAGAAAUUAAUUAUUCCCUGGUUGCCGCUGUUAUAUAUCAACUAAUACCCACUAUGUCGUAACCGACUUCUGUUUAAGUUCACAUAUUCAGUCAAUUUUUCAGAACUGCCUGCAAAUUAAUCAGACCUCUGAGUAAGAUUCUGGUGUCGUUAUCACACGCAUCUUAAGCGUGUUGUGCUUCAAAGAAAUGCUUGUUCAAAUGCGCUUAAGCUUAGCGCGCCGGCUUUGACCGCGUGCUUGGCCUUCUUUGCGUCUGCGCCUCUCUGUCCAUCGUGCGUCAUAAAGAUACACCAAGAAGGCCGUUUUAGUGUCUUGGUAUGCACCCCUUCCCGUAAAAAUGCCGAUAUUUUUAGCCAAAUGAAGCAAUUUAUCCUGCUACUGUAGGGUGGCCAACUUUAGAUGGUUGAAAGAAACCCCUCUAAAUUUAACACUAUCUCUUUUCGAGUAGUCCCGCCAUAUAGAGCUUCAUGUGCUAGUCAUGCACCUAACACUCGGAGCUACUACAGAGCACUGACUUCUUAAAUAAGAAUUUGAUGUACGCAUCUUCAUAUUUAUUGAUAUCUAUAAAUAAAUGCAGGGAAUCGGUGGUAGAAAUCAUCGCUAACGCUUUGAAGAAGGCUCACGUCUUUGUAUUCCUACAGCUAUACUUUAAUCUGUCCCGACUCUAUUUUUUACUCCAGCUCGGUUGCAUGUGAGUGACUGUUACUGUUUCUUGCUGUUGUGACAGGACUAUCAAUAAGACUGGGGUUUAAAUUAUCUCUCCAGUAGAUAUUGGAUGAUGGCCCUACCUACACUUGGUGCCAGUAUGUUCUCAAUCAUGGCGGUUUUAAGAAAGCUGGGCUUUCCGGGUUCAGAAACCGCGCAGUUCCCCCUUAACCGAUCAUCCUGUCUUACGGGAAGGAUCCUGUGUCACAUUGAAUAUCCCUGACAGAUAUUUGAGCUAACUCACUUGCCCAACCCGAUCUUAUUUCCUCGUAUAGUGUUUUCCGACGCGUAUGGCAUCUCGAGAAGUCUUAUGUACGAUGCUUGGUGUGGGUCGCAGCUGAACCUUCUCCAGAACAGAAGCGUGUUGCUGAGUGGGUGUCUUAGUCAUUGCACAGAUGCCUAUCAACCAAUCGUAUCAUAGCCGCGGUAGCACAAAUAAACUCUGUUAAAAUUGCAUACCUUGUUUUUCUGACCCGGCAAUCAUCAUCCUCAACAUCUCAGUCAUCCUCCAUACCAAAAUCGAAUCAGGCGUUACGGAUUUUUAAAAAAAUACCGAAAAUAUUUUUAUUUCUAUUCUUUCAUUAAUGGUGCCUUCCUCGCCACGCAUGGUACUGGCUUAUUUCAGAAUAGCUCAUACCAGCCUUUCCUUGUAAACUAUGUCCAUCCUCUUGGCUUUCGUUAGGACAGCGGCCCUUUGCCCUUAUGCAUAUUUGUAACUGGGAAGGUGAGCUCAACUACAUUCAAGGCUGGCUCCGCCGCGUCAGUCGAAAAAAUUACCUUGCGACCGAUCUCCAAGGUUUACUCAUGGACUGCUGCUUAGGACUUUCGAAUUCGAAAUUUAAUUUAAGUUAACACUGUGUACUCAUUCAGUAUCCUAAAAACACAGCCGUAUCCACAUAAGUGUCCUUUCAUACGAGACUCUGUCGUGGUCACUCUUAUUUUAAAAGUCCGUGGUAAAUCUCUCCAAUUACCUGCGUUUCAGACCGGCUGGUAUUUUUUAAUUUAAAAAGAAAUAGAGAAGCCAGAGUCCGUAUGCCCUUUUAUCAGGUUAAGUUUUACAUGAAAAAUCAGUUCUUGACUCAACAGCAGAGCGUUUAACUUGUAAACAUGUGAUGACCAAUGAACCCUUGUUUGAAUCUCGAAUCCCGCAAGUCUGCUUUUGAGUCUUUGGUGCUUUUGCGCGCUUCAACCUUUGUCGUUUAUUUCGAUCUCACGGCUAGAAAUGUCACCAUGCCUAUAUUGGAGCCAUUGUUGAACUCCCCGUUUUACGCUUCUACUUGUGCGCGCUAUUUAAAUAUUACCGUUUAUUCCUUGUCAUACCCUUAAAAUGCAGUGCGUUCUUGAUUCACUCAUUCUUGUGUGAGCGUUACCAGUGUAUUGUUUUUUGCUUGCUCGCUUAGUGUUUGCUCUAUGUUUCAGACACCCGGAAACAAACGUGUACCCGCACGACUAACCCAAACAUGUCUACUGUGUCUGUCAGCAAGGUGGCCUUUGCCAAGAUUAUUCUGCACGUUUCAAAAUAUCCGCAUACCGCUGUGAACGGCGUCCUCCUUGGGGAAGUCGAACCGGAUGGCGAAAUACAUGUCGUUGAUUCUGUUCCCCUCUUCCAUUCCGCGCUAACACUCGCGCCCAUGUUAGAGAUUGCAUUCUAUCAGGUUCGGUGCCAUCUCUAAAUAUGUACUUCCUCUAGAUCGAGUCCUACUGUUCACACAAGGAACUCACUAUCUGCGGCUAUUACCAGGCAAACGAACUUCUGAAUGCGAAUUCGUAUGUGGAAUUGAGCUCCAUUCCAACGUUCUGCCCUUUCUUUGUUCCCUAGGCCAAACCCUCUAGCCUUUAAGAUAGCUGAUAAAAUACGGGAGAAUAGCAAGCAAGCCUGUCUGCUUAUGGUUCGAAAUGACCGGCUAAAACAACCGUCAAGCGCCUCGCUAUCCCUGCACACUUUUCGCGAAGGCAAAUGGAGAGAAUCUAGCGGGUAAGUGGUUGCGACUUCCCUCUAAUGUGCCUCACUCAGUCUCCGUGUAGAGCCCUCAGCUGUGGAGUUCCUGAAGCCCUACUUGAAUAGGCUGGCUGACUUUUCUGAUUUCGAUUGUCACCUUGAUGACGUGGAACAUGACUGGAGGAAUACGCAUCUCUUCCCUGAGCACUCGGAAUGCGUUUAG
Molecule: messenger RNA, 3836 nt
Organism: Spirometra erinaceieuropaei
Lineage: Eukaryota; Metazoa; Platyhelminthes; Cestoda; Diphyllobothriidea; Diphyllobothriidae
Source: the annotation of a GenBank genome assembly